AUGGCAGAGAACGUAGAAAUCGAUGAAGUAUUUUUAUUUGCGCAAUUUGGCAAAUUAAUGGAAUUAUAUAGUCAGCAUAAUAAAUUGAAAGAGAGAUUCUUAGAAGAAUAUCCAAAUCGCGAGCUUUUAUGCCAAAAUGGAUAUUCUUCGGCAAUAUUUAGAGCUGUUGUGGAGAAAGAUAAUACAAUCAUAAGAAAACAUUUAAGGCUUACAGUAAUAGCAUUGGAAAGAGUUUUCAAUUACGGUGAAAGGUUUUUAAAUACUAAAACGGGAUGGAAUGACCGGUUUAUUAUUACUGUAUUUUUAUAUUGGCUUGGCUGUGGUGCAAGCUAUCGUGUAACAGGAGCUUCGUUUCGAAUUUCGAGAUAUACUGUGCGGGAUAUUGUUUACAAGUGCUUGAAAGGGUUCCUUUCAUUAAAGUCAUCGGUUAUUAAAUAUCCAGCUGAAAGUGCCAUAGAUGGAACACAUAUACCAAUAGCUGUGCCUGUACGACUUCGUGACCAAUACAUGAACCGAAAGUCAUUUACAUCAAUCAAUUUACAAGCUGUAUGCUCCAGUAAUAAGGAAUUUUUAUCUAUUUGUGUUGGUUUCCCAGGAUCGGUGCACGAUGAGCGGGUUCUACAAAGCAGUGAAUUAUUUAAUUUGCAAAAUUUUCCUCCACCAGGCUACUACCUGCUAGGCGAUAGUGGAUACUGUUGUCGGACUAGUCCAAUAGCAAUUCUCACUCCAUAUAAAAGAUUGCAGCCGUUAACAGCAAGACAAAAGAAAUUUAACGAGCUUCAUAGUAAGGCUCGUACUGUUAUUGAAUGUACAUUUGGUGCAUUGAAAAUACGUUGGCGCUCAAUUUUUGAUAAAGUUCUUAGGUUAAAUCUUGAACACUGUGUUCAAACAAUAGCUGUGGCAUGCAUUAUGCAUAAUAUAUGCCUGAAUGAUGGACUUGAUCUGAUUGAAGUAAAUAACAUCGUAGAGGAUUGUUAUUAUGACGGAGUUGCUACUGAGAAUGAAAAUAUUGAUGCAAUUUCUAUGCGCGAUGAAAUUGCAAACAACAUUCAUAUGUAA
Messenger RNA from Teleopsis dalmanni, 1059 nucleotides. RefSeq names its product putative nuclease HARBI1. The transcript is spliced from 3 exons. The coding region runs from base 1 to 1059 and encodes 352 amino acids. The record is from RefSeq and is a predicted model, not a curated record. NCBI's taxonomy places the organism in Eukaryota, Metazoa, Arthropoda, Insecta, Diptera, Diopsidae.